AUGGAUUCCAUUCUUCCUGACAUAUCAGUUGCUCCCGCUGCUGAUCAGCAUAUUCUUCACGAUGGAAAAGAAUAUACUACAGUCAAGGAAGGUCUUGCACAUAUUUUGAUACCCGCAGAAGGUUCUAAAGUACCACAGACGACUCCUAAAGGUCAAAAUCAAGUACAGUCUGUUUUUUACAACCCAAUUCAACAAUUCAAUCGAGAUUUGAGCGUCCUGGCCAUCAAAGCAUACGGAGAAAGCAUCUUGGAAAAGAAGAAGAAAAUAAUCGAACGCGACAGACAAAAGAAUGCUGCUAAGAAGGAGAAGAAAAGAAAGAGGGCUGCUGAGGAAGGACAUGAUGGGCCGAGGAAGGCUGGCAAACUCGAGAAUGCAGGAGAGACCGUGGAACUUCCAAUAGCCGUCGCAAAACACGAGAAUAACAGUAACGACAUGGAGACAGAGACUAAAGAAGACGCAUCAAAUGGUCAAAGUGAAGGAACAAAAUCCACUGCCCCAGCGGCCAACGGCAACUCACACAAUGAUGUAGCAACUGAGACAGCUGAAGGACCUGAAACCAAAAAUGAAAAAGAAGUCACAAAACCCACGAAUCCAAUCAAUCCGAGGUUCCAAAUCCUCGAUGCCUUAUCUGCGACUGGACUUAGAGCUCUCAGAUAUGCCCAGGAAAUUCCUUUUGCGACAUCGGUCACUGCGAAUGAUCUUUUGCCCGCAGCCACGAAAACGAUCGAACUCAAUGUGAAGCAUAAUAAGCUGGAAAACAAGAUCAAAGCUGUGACCGGUAACGCACUGACACACAUGUAUAGUCUUGUAGGUGAUGAUUGUAAAGAUGGAAGUGGCAGCCGAAAAUACGAUGUAAUCGAUUUAGAUCCUUAUGGCACAGCAGCUCCGUUUUUGGAUGCAGCGGUACAAGCAGUCAGAGAUGACGGAGGGCUUUUGUGUGUUACUUGUACUGAUGCCGGUGUAUGGGCUUCAAAUGGGUAUCCUGAAAAGGCAUAUUCUCUCUACGGGGGAACUACAGUCAAGGGUCAGCAUAGCCAUGAGGGUGGUUUAAGACUUAUUUUGCAUUCGAUUGCUACAUCCGCCGCUCGAUACGGUCUCGCAAUGGAACCACUCCUUUCUCUUUCGAUCGAUUUUUACGCCCGAGUAUUUGUUAGAAUAUACAAAUCUCCUUCCGAUGUCAAAUUUUUGGCAGGCAAAACUAUGAUGGUUUAUAAUUGUGAUACUGGUUGUGGGGCAUGGACGACUCAAAUGGUCGGAAAGAACAAACUUGCACCCAAUAAAAAUGGCAAUGGCCAUUUCUGGAAACACGUCUACUCCAUGGGACCAUCAGCAAGUGAAAACUGCGCUCACUGUGGUAUGAGAACUCACCUCGCUGGACCUAUGUACGGUGGUCCGCUUCAUCAAGCCGAAUUCGUCCAGAGAAUUCUAGACGGUCUGCCCAACGUUUCCAAAGAUACAUAUCACACAACAGCUAGGAUAGAAGGUAUGCUCACAUUGGCCCUCGAAGAAAAUUUGCCUUCUUUAGAAGACAUGUCGGACUCCCCAACUGCCUCAUCAAAGACUGGCAAAAAUGAUCCUGCAGCCAUUGACCACUAUCCGUUCUUCUUUAUACCAUCAAUGCUCGCCAAGGUAAUUCAUUGUGUGACUCCCCAUGAGAAUGCACUCCGAGGAGCUUUACGACAUCUCGGUUAUAGAGUUACUAGAAGUCAUACGAAGGGUGGUAGUAUCAAAACCGAUGCUCCUUGGGAUGUUAUUUGGGAGAUCAUGAGAGAGUGGGCGCGACAGAAGUUCCCGCCAAAAGAGGGUGUUAUCAAGAAGAAUACCGCUGGCUGGUAUAUAAUGGGCUUAGACAAAAAGGCUCCGAUGACACAGGAGGGAACUAUCAAGGAUGAGGCUAGUAGUGGUGAUGCCGACGAGAAAGAUAAGCCGCCUACCGAGAAAAAGAAGCUUGAAGUAGUUUUUGACGAAAAGCUGGGAAUGGAGAAAGACACAAAAAAGAUAGUGAGAUACCAAGUCAACCCCCGGGAGAAUUGGGGCCCAAUGAACCGGGCCAGUGGCCACGCAUAA
Botrytis byssoidea is the source of this 2067-nucleotide messenger RNA. RefSeq lists its product as uncharacterized. NCBI's taxonomy places the organism in Eukaryota, Fungi, Ascomycota, Leotiomycetes, Helotiales, Sclerotiniaceae. Gene Ontology annotation, biological process: tRNA N2-guanine methylation. Bases 1 to 2067 code for a protein of 688 amino acids. Gene Ontology annotation, molecular function: RNA binding. Gene Ontology annotation, cellular component: nucleus. The record is from RefSeq and is a predicted model, not a curated record. The transcript has a single exon.